CUCUCGUUUUAAAUUUUUGUUCAAAAUCCACAAAGCAAGCGAAGAAGAAAGAGAAAUGGCAAGGCGGUUGAUUCCGUCAUUCAAUCGCAUUUUGGUUGAAAAAAUUCUUCCUCCUUCAAAAACCAACUCUGGAAUUUUACUUACUGAGAAGACCCCUAAGCUGAACUCUGGAAAAGUUGUGGCGGUGGGUCCAGGAGCUCGUGAUUUUGAUGGGAAACUUACUCCCAUCACUGUGAAGGAAGGAGAUACUGUUCUUUUGCCAGAUUAUGGAGGCACUGAAGUUAAGCUAGGUGAUAAAGAGUAAGUUUUAUUGCCUCCUCUUAAGAUAUAUUUUUAUAUCUUGAUUUGGGUUUUGACAGAUUUAUUACUUUCCUUUUAAUUGUUUGGUAUAUACAUUGUCCAGUACCUUUUUAUCUUUUGUUCCCUACAAUGUGCUUUAUACAUUUGUCUAACACCUCAAAAUCUCCAUUCUUAUAGUUUACAUCACAACUCCAUCACAGGGUAAAGUCACCUUCACUUUUAGUGGAAUAUGACAAAAGUUAAUAUGCACCUGGUAUUACGUUUGAGCUGUUCUAUUACAAUUUGACAGGUGGUGUAUCAAGCACAUUUUGAUUUUGUAACUGGGUUGUUUUUUCCCCAUUUUAGAUGUUCUCAACUGAACCCCCGGAA
Molecule: messenger RNA, 669 nt
Organism: Pistacia vera
Lineage: Eukaryota; Viridiplantae; Streptophyta; Magnoliopsida; Sapindales; Anacardiaceae
Product: 10 kDa chaperonin, mitochondrial-like
Exons: 2
Coding region: 56-304 (82 amino acids)
Cellular component (GO): mitochondrial matrix
Molecular function (GO): metal ion binding; ATP binding; protein folding chaperone
Source: RefSeq, a predicted model, not a curated record